ACUUCGCGCCUUAAAUUGUGCAUGCCAUUGGGUGGAGUGUGCUGUUUCCCGCCAGUUGUAGUAGCAUACGCGUCUGUAGCGGAAGGAGUAUCACUUGUUGCUCGUGGAUUUCUCUUAUUAUUUGUCGUUGAAACAUGUCUGGCCGUGGCAAAGGAGGUAAAGCUAAGGGCAAAGCCAAAUCUCGCUCUAGCCGAGCUGGCUUGCAAUUUCCAGUAGGCAGAAUUCAUAGGCUUUUGAGGAAGGGAAAUUACGCAGAGAGAGUAGGUGCGGGUGCUCCGGUUUACCUCGGCGCUGUUAUGGAGUACUUGGCAGCUGAAGUUCUUGAGUUGGCUGGUAAUGCCGCCAGAGACAACAAGAAAACAAGAAUAAUUCCAAGGCAUCUGCAGUUGGCGAUUAGAAAUGACGAAGAAUUGAAUAAACUAUUGUCUGGUGUCACAAUUGCACAGGGAGGGGUUUUGCCGAAUAUUCAAGCAGUUCUUUUGCCUAAAAAGACAGGACAGGCACCAGCAGCAGGAAAAACGGGUAAAUCGUCAAAGACCCAGAGCUCCCAGGAGUAUUGAACCUGAUAUUCAUGUUAAUGUUGGUUGUCACAUUUAGAUAAAGUGUACUUACGUAAAUUUUUGUCUAGUUGUGUGAAAGACCUUAAGUUUGAAAAUUUGUAAAUUACAGCUGAAAAUUUUAAUGUUCAACUUGUGUUGUUUGUUAAUUGUCAUGUUGCAUGUUUUUCCUGUAUUAACAAUCUUAAAUAUGAUUUAACAGAAGAUUUCAUCUUAAUGAAUCAUUAUAUUUGUUCUGUCGUGUACUGUGUAGAUAUUGUGAGAAACUGAUUUAUUCUUUAAAUAAAAUACUAAAACUUGA
Schistocerca serialis cubense is the source of this 858-nucleotide messenger RNA. RefSeq names its product histone H2A. The record is from RefSeq and is a predicted model, not a curated record. Gene Ontology annotation, cellular component: nucleosome. NCBI's taxonomy places the organism in Eukaryota, Metazoa, Arthropoda, Insecta, Orthoptera, Acrididae. Gene Ontology annotation, molecular function: structural constituent of chromatin; DNA binding; protein heterodimerization activity. The coding region runs from base 135 to 560 and encodes 141 amino acids. The transcript has 3 exons.